Pogoniulus pusillus (Red-fronted tinkerbird) is the source of this 2774-nucleotide messenger RNA. RefSeq names its product KLF transcription factor 9 (gene KLF9). Gene Ontology annotation, molecular function: DNA-binding transcription factor activity, RNA polymerase II-specific; RNA polymerase II cis-regulatory region sequence-specific DNA binding. Gene Ontology annotation, biological process: regulation of transcription by RNA polymerase II. Lineage: Eukaryota; Metazoa; Chordata; Aves; Piciformes; Lybiidae. Bases 256 to 957 code for a protein of 233 amino acids. The transcript has 2 exons. The record is from RefSeq and is a predicted model, not a curated record.
CCCGGGCCGGCCGCGCGGGCGGAGGGCAGCACUCCCCCCGGCCAGCUGCGCGCCGCCCCCGGGGGGCGGCGGUGAGAGACCUGCCCGGUGCCCCGGUAGUUUUUUUACUCCCCCUUCUCCUCUCCGCUGCUGUUCCCCGCGCGCCGCAGAGACCCCCGCUCCGCGGGCGGGCCAUGGGUGGCGGCGGUGCGACCGACCCGGCGGGCGCGCACUGAGGGCGACCGUAGCGCUUCGUCGUCGGGGCGCGUCCGCACCAUGUCGGCCGUCGCCUACGUGGACUUUGUGGCGGCACAGUGCUUGGUCUCCAUCUCCAACCGCUCCGCCGUUCCCGAGGGAGCGCGGCUGAAGGUACCGGACGAGGGGGAGGCGGCCCGAGAGCUGCGCGACCCCCGUGACGCCUGGAAGGACUACUGCGCCCUGCUGGCCAUCGCCAAGAGCCUACUGGAGCUGAACAAGUACCGGCCGCUUCCCGCCCCCUCCGUCUGCAGCGACAGCGUGGAGAGCCCCGACGAGGACGCGGGCUCCGACAGCGACGCGGCCACCGAGCCGAGCUCCAGCCCGCCUCGGAGCCCGCCGCCAGGGCCGCCCCCCCACCUUCGCGCCGCCGGGGCCGCCCCCAAGGGGAAGCUGGCGGCCGAGAAACGGCAUAAGUGCCCCUACAACGGCUGCGGCAAGGUCUACGGCAAGUCCUCCCACCUCAAGGCGCACUACCGGGUGCACACAGGCGAGCGACCGUUCCCCUGCACAUGGCCUGACUGCCUUAAAAAGUUCUCCCGAUCCGACGAGCUCACCCGGCACUACCGAACCCACACCGGUGAGAAGCAAUUUCGAUGCCCCCUCUGUGAGAAGCGGUUCAUGCGGAGCGACCACCUGACUAAGCAUGCCCGCCGUCACACCGAGUUUCACCCCAGCAUGAUCAAGCGUUCCAAAAAGUCUAGCUCCAGCAGCUCCUUGUGAACACAGGGCUGGCCUGGGGAGAGGAGCUGAGGGGACGGUGAGCCGCGGCAAGGAUGCAGGCAGUGGCACUGGCACGCAAGCACUGCUGUGGCACCGGCUGCCUUGCCAUGUGAGAGCACAUGUAGCUAACAUUCACACACACACAAAAAAAGAGUACCCCAUGCCCUGCUGCCCAUCCUCUACCUCCCCACACUGCACUGGGAAUGGUAGUCUGGAGCAAGUGGGCUGCAGGGUGAGACAAGAAAAGGGGACAGCCAGCAGCAAAGGCAACCAUCUCCUCUAAGGUAAAGCAUCAAUGCUGGUGUACAUAUGUCUGAUUGAACGGUCUGGCCUGUGCCACCACAGUAGCGUGACCCCAAGGUCUUUGUGAUUGCUGUGUCAUGAACAUGUUUUGUUGAACAGUGUAAUGCUGCUUGUAUUUAGAGUCUGCCAAGCAAAACUGCUUUCCAAGUCACAUAAAUAACUCAGAUUAAAUCUCUGUAGCACAUUGUAGAAGUGUGUUUACUUCUGUCUCAGAACUAUCCUACGUUUAAAGAGACUGUUAAGAGAAACAUUACAUGAAUUACUAAUAGCAUUUGAUUGAUACACUGAGGUAAGAUGGAUUUAUACUCAAGAAGGCCCAUUCAAGUAAGUGGGUCUUUUAAAUUUUUCUUUGUAUUAAUGAUACUUUUGCAUAUAAGCUGCACUUUUCCAGUGAAAACAUGUAUAAUUCAAGAUACUUAAAGCAAAAAAACUCAACCCAACAAACAACCUGCAACAGCUUGGUUGAUUUCCAGUCAUAUGUGUAUUUAGCUGUUACUCACUUACCUGGAAAAACACAAGUCAGUUUAGCUAAUGUGGUGGGGACACGGAAGCAGAAACCUGUGUCUCAUGAGUUGAUCCUAUACUUUUGUCAAUAAAUACAGUACUGUACUAUAGAAAUGCCACUAAUAGUGCUUUAUUCUGCUGUGUUUUGUUUGAAUGGAUUCAUAACGGCAGCUACCAUCUUUAUAAGCUGCUUCUUUUAAUGGCUUUUUCUCUUCCUACACUUGCCUUAAAGAUUUAUUCUCUUCAUACCCUUGCCUCACUCCUGUGGAGUCCCAUGGGAGUUGUGUGUGUAUUUAUGGAGAGAGUAGACCUUUCCUUAAGAGCACUCUGCUAAUUGAAACAGCUGAAAUUAUUGUAAGGAGCACUUCAGAAGGUCUCCUGUAUCUUUUGAUUGCUGUUUCUGUAGAGUAUGGGGGGAAAACCACGUGCUAAUUGGAAAUACAGCAUGGAAAAUGUGUUGUAGUGGCCCUUACAGCAUAGCUUCGCUUGGUAUUCUGCGUUGCACCGUGUCAUGCAUGGCAUGCUGAACACUGAUAAAGGCAAUAUUAAUUUUAAAGCUGUUUUUUGUUCUUUAACAAGGUGCAAAAAGAUCACUGAGUAAUGUUCAUUGGCUGGGUAUUUUUUUUAGACAUUAAAAGCAUGAACUGUAGGAGGUUAUCAGUGAUUCUUCUUUCCCCUCCCCAGCUACACAUAGGGGAGAUAAUUCUGUUUACACAUUAUUACUAUUUUUUUUUCCAGAAACAGUAUUCUCCUGUUACGUUUUACCCCUUUCUCCAGAAGUGGAAGGGGAGGUGCAGCCCUAUAACAGAGACUUGGGGCUAAAUUCAUCUUGUGAGCAAUCACACUGAAACCCAAAAUGUUUCCACUGGAGAUGAAUUUAGGUCAUUUGUAAAAUUCUGUACAUAAAAAAUACUGUUAGUACACCUGCAAUUGCAAUGUCAUCUUGUUUUACCUGAUAAAAAGCUUGCUUCCUAGAAACAAACAUUAAAAAAACCCAAGAACUCAGAGAA